Molecule: messenger RNA, 3004 nt
Organism: Zeugodacus cucurbitae (melon fly)
Lineage: Eukaryota; Metazoa; Arthropoda; Insecta; Diptera; Tephritidae
Product: Utrophin
Exons: 5
Coding region: 258-1646 (462 amino acids)
Source: RefSeq, a predicted model, not a curated record
AAAUUGAUUUCAAUUUAUAUGCUUUUUUUGAGCACGCACACGCGUUUCAGAGCUCCGUUUAAUAUUUUUUUCAUGUGCGUGACUUUUUUUUGUAGCGUAUUUUUUUUGCAAUACGUAAUACGCGUCUCAUUCGAUCUAACUUUCUGACGUAAUAUUAUGCGAACAAGUGAACGGGUCAAUCACGCGAAUUAGGCUUUUAACGAGAUAACGAGUGCUUAAUAAUUAAUUUUUUUCUAAAUUUCUGAUAGCAAUCGAACAUGGAAGGCUUAGAGGAGGGGAGAAAGAGCGUCGCGCAGUUUCGCAAAAGUAUCUAUGGCGGCGAUGAGGUCGAUUUCACCGAUAUUUUUCAAUUCGACAUUGAUGAAGAAGAUCACAAGAAAAUAUUAUCCGUGAUGAGAGACUCUCUGCAACGGUUGCCAGAUAGCUUUCGAAGCAAUAUUUUGGACAGGUUCAUAGAGGAGCAUCCAGAGCUAAACUGGAAGUUUGAGGGAGUUGUAGAGCAAGAGCAAGAUCAUGAUAAUGCGGACAUUUUAUCUACAUAUAGUUAUGACAGCUUAAUACCUGCUCGCUGGAUGGAAGUUCGUGAGACAUUUCACAAAAAAUUGCGUCCAUUUUCCAGCGCUUACGUCAUCAGAGAUUCUGAAAAGUUUUGGGCUAUAAUUCAAGCGACCAAAGUAGCACAUUUUGAAUCAAUUCGCGCAUAUGCUAUUGAAAAAUUAUCCAACGACAUGAACAACUCCCUUUAUAUGUUAUAUAAAUUGAAUCAAUGCAAUGAUGAGGAUUUCAAAUUAGAUGACUAUAGGCAUUUUCAUGUUUUCAGUUGGACGGAAGAUCGAUUUCUUGCCAGACGUCAAAUGAAAGGCAUCGCUUGGGUGGAUAUCUUUAGAAGAUCUCUCCCGGCUAAUUGUUUGAACGAUUUCAAGUUACGCUACGAUAUUAUGGAAUUGGUGCGUAUAUUGAAACCACUUUUAUCUAGUUUCAACACUACAAAUGCUGAAUUCGUUACUGAAACGAAGGAUAUCAUUGAAAAUGCACGUCAAUUACUGGAUUUGCAUGAAAAAAUCAUUAAAGAACUGGAAGAUAACCUUGAAUUAUUCUGUCAAAAAGUGAAUCAGAUAACAAAUAUUUCGCUGCAACGUCGAAGUGCGGGCCGUGAUGUGCUGAAAAACUACUUCGAACUGGAGACAUUGGCUUAUGUUGUUCGUGAUCCUAUGGAGUACCGCUAUCAGGUAAAUUUCUACAAGCAAAGGACCGCUGACUGGCAGCACUACUUCGACAAGCAGGAGAGUCAGAUUGAGGAAGAAUUACAUAAAAUUAGAAAGAAACAUAACGCUGAAGUGUACUGUUAUACAUCCAUGAUGCAAUGUAUAUACGGAAUAAUAGAGGACUACAAACAUCGAAUUGAACAGUUAACUGAAAAUUAUGAUCGUCGUUUCAAUGAACUUGACGAUAAUAACAGAAAACUCAAAAUUAAUAUGGAUAAAAUAAAGUUACAACGAGAGUUUCUGAUCGGCGAAAAGGAAUACAUGCAAAUGCGAAUUGAGGAAAUACAGAGGGGCAAAGUAGUAAAAUUGAAAAGGAAAAAACGCUCCCUAAUGUCGAUGUUAUCAGGUGGCAGCGGAAAAGGCAUGAAGAAGAAGCGUUAAAGAAUAAAUUAACUACAUAUAAAAUAUAACGGUCUAUAUUAAUCUCCAUAUUCAUAUGUUGGUCUUAAGGUAAUCGGUACGGAUUUUGAAAUAAAAAAAAACAUUAUUAUUAUUUUUUUGAAGAAGGUCGUUCGCUGUUCGAGGAAUAGAAGAGAGACCCGACGACACGAUCUCAACGAGCAACGAGAGGGUAGACAAAGCUUUGGCAUCACGUGCGGGGGAUACCUAUCCAUGAAGGUACAAACCCACAAAAACUGCCAACAGCAGGCUAAACUGCGCUGAGGUUGACUAACAAAAACUCAUCACAGGGGUGCAGAAAAAAGGAGACAUAGAGGAGGUGGAUACCCUCUCAAAUCAGCGGUGAGCUGUCCAAGAGCCCCUGUUGACCCCCGAUGGACACCACUGAAAUGUCUCUACGCAAGCGUGUAGGAUGUACCCUCCACCUAAGAACUCAUAGUGGGUUUAAAAGAUCAAAACACUCGGGAUGUUGAAGCUAUACAAAUCGUAACAAGGAGCGCAUCUUCGAUGAGGAAUGUAAAUGACUGAUGGAUCUUUAAAAUAGAAUAAUAAAGUGCAGACUUCUUAAGAAACCCUAGCUCGAGAAAGCGUAUUAACUACUGAAAUAUCAUAAAUUAAUCAUUAAAACCGCAAGAAUCUCAUUCAUUCAAAGAAUUCAACGCCUGACAACAUUUUAAAAAUAAGAACAACCCAUAAAAAGUAGCAUUACGAUAUUUCGAGUUUUUUACACCUUUUUUCAAAUCCAUUCAAUUGUAUUAAACUCCUGGUAUUACAACGACUAAGCCAUUAGAUCAAUAUUUUUGCUACGAAAACACUUCUUAGAUCUAUUCGAGGCAUGUUUUCGACCAUUAUCUUGAUGUUAGGCUCAUCACAAUAGCAUAUGUUUUUCGGCAAAAGGUAAGAUAAUAGACCCCAGAUUGUUAUUAACAUAAUAAAUGGCGGCUAUAAUACCUACAAUACUUACCAGAGACCUUGCAACACUCCAUUAGUGCAUGCCAAUAACAUCAGCUUAAGGUCUCCAUGAUUCAUAGUAUUCAUUGUAUAUUUAGAGUUUAAUUGCUGAUUAUAGGAUUAUCUAAUAUUGUUGUAGUAAUGUUUUUUCCUCACUAGAGUCGAAAUAAACUAUAUUUGUAUCAUCGGUCCAUAUAAUAUUAUGUCGAACUAACACAGGUUCCUUCUUAAAAAUUUCUAGUAAAUUGAAGACAGCGUUCUAUGUGCAUACUAUUCAGUAAAAGUCCUCGUGCUCUUGGGUUAGCAGAUAUAACACCUUUCUCGUUGAUGAAGUUAAUAUAAGCAUUUUAAUUAAAUUUUUACCCGCCCGGACGCCCCUAAACCGGGGA